Messenger RNA from Closterium sp. Yama58-4, 1032 nucleotides. NCBI's taxonomy places the organism in Eukaryota, Viridiplantae, Streptophyta, Zygnematophyceae, Desmidiales, Closteriaceae. The record is from the annotation of a GenBank genome assembly.
AUGGCAGCCACAACGCCUUCAUGGUCCGGGGAGCAGGACGAGAUCUUGGCAAAUGCGGUUACCGAUCGUGAUGUCACAACCAUGGGUGGUCGCCUCCGACAGGCGUUCGCUUGGUGGGCUUCCUGGUGCGAGAGCUCCUUGAUCCUGUCGGUCAUUGUCAAUGGAUAUUGGCUUCCUUGGAAGGCAUUCUCACCACCGCCGUUCCGUGAGCAAAAUCACGCCGGAGUCUUGAAGCACACCGACUUCACCCGAUCGGCAAUUCAGGAAUUGCUCACGUCAGGAGCAGCAGCAGUUGCAUCUAGCUCAUCGGCCGUUACAUGCAUCAGCCCACUCAACGUUGUGGAACAACGCAACAAGUGCCGCCUCAUUCUCGACUUGCGAAAGGUCAAUCAAUACCUAAUUGUCCCCAAAUUCAAGUACGAAGGACUUCUUCGUGUCGCUGAACUGGCGAAGCCGGGCGACUGGAUGUUCUCGGUUGACUUAAAGUCUGGCUAUCAUCAUGUCGAUAUUCACUCAUCUUGCUGGUCAUUUCUAGGUUUUCACUUUGAAGGCACCGACUAUGUUUUCAAGUCGUUGCCGUUCGGCCUCGCUACAGCGCCCUUCCUGUUCACCCAGUUGAUCAAGCAGUUGGCACGGAAAUGGCGAGCGCAAGGCAUUCGGGUCAUACCCUAUGUGGACGAUAUAUUGUUCCUUUGCGACUCGGAACAGGACGCUCGUUUGAAAAGUGGUGCAGUCAUUCGAGACCUCAAGGAGUCGGGGCUCGUCAUCAACGCAAAAAAGUCGCACCUGAUCGCGACUCAAAAAUUGCACUUCCUCGGAAUGGAGCUGGACACCGCAUCCGGAAGGUUCACUAUCGGCCAGGAGAGAAAGGCGCAACUCACACAAGCACUACAUGUGCUGCUUCUCGCCUACAAGCGCAACCAGCGGGUAUCAAUCCGCCUCGUCACCGGCGCUCCAUGGCGCGUCAUCCAUGGCGCUCGCCCUUGGUGCGACGGCGCGCUCUUUCAGCCAUCAACUUUUGACACUCAUUAA